Molecule: messenger RNA, 1770 nt
Organism: Lepus europaeus (European hare)
Lineage: Eukaryota; Metazoa; Chordata; Mammalia; Lagomorpha; Leporidae
Gene: ICAM3
Product: intercellular adhesion molecule 3
Exons: 8
Coding region: 1-1770 (589 amino acids)
Biological process (GO): cell-cell adhesion
Cellular component (GO): membrane
Molecular function (GO): integrin binding
Source: RefSeq, a predicted model, not a curated record
AUGGUGCUCACCCUCCCUGUCACUAUUACUGGUUUUAUUAAAUGUAUCUGCUAUGAUUCCGCUGCCCACCAUCAGCCCACCUUGUGUUUUUACUACGAAUCAGAUCACGGGAAGCAUCUUCAAGUGCACGGCCUGGCCCCCAUGGCGCCCUCCCGGCUGCUGCCCGGGGCCUGCUGGAUUCUGCUACUGUGUGGCUGCCUGCUGCCCCCAGGUGUCCAGGGGCAGGAGUUCCCGCUGCGGGUGGAGCCCCAGGACCCGGUGCUGCGUGCCGGAGAGUCCCUGCUGGUCAACUGCAGCACCGACUGCCCCGACUCGGACUUCAUCACGCUGGAGACCCUGCUCUCCAAGAAGCUGGUGGGCCAGGGCCAGGGCUGGGUGGCCUUCCUGCUCAGCGGGGUGUCGGGCAACAGCCAGAUCCUGUGCUCCGGCUACUGCAAUGGCUCCCAGGUGACCAGCACCUCUCAUAUCACCGUGUACGGGUUCCCGGACAGCGUGGAGCUGGCGCCCCUGCCCCUCUGGCAGCCCGUCGGGGAGGACCUCACCCUGCGCUGCCGGGUGGUGGGCGGGCAGCCCCGGGCCCGGCUCUCGGUGCUACUGCUCCGCGGGGAGGAGGAGCUGAGCCGGCAGCCGGCGCUGGGGGAGCCCGCGGAGGUAACGGCCACGGUGCGGGCCGACAGAAGCGACCACGGCGCCAAUUUCUCCUGCGUCACGGAGCUGGACCUGCGGCCCCUGCGCUUGGGGCUGCUCAAGAACGUCUCGGCCCCCAGGCAGCUGCAAACGUUCGUGCUGCCCCUCACUCCUCCGAGCCUCGCCGUCUUCCCGCUCUUGGAGGUGGGAACUUCGUGGCCGGUGGUCUGCCACCUGUCCGGCCUGUUCCCGGCCUCCGCGGCCCAGGUCCGGCUGGCGCUGGGAGACCAGAUGCUGAAUCCCCAAGUCACGAGGGACGGGGACGCGCUCAACGCGACGGCCACGGUCACAGAGCGGUCAGGCCACGAGGGAGCGCGCGAGGCGGUCUGCAGCGUGACCCUGGCCGGCCGGAGUCGCGAGGCCCGGAAGAACGUGACCGUCUAUAGCUUCCUAGGGCCAGUUCUGAACCUGAGCGAGCCCAACGCCACCGAGGGGUCCAGCGUGACGGUGACUUGCGCGGCCGGGGCCCGGGUCCAGCUCGUGCUGGACGGGGUUCGGGCCGCGGCUCCGGGGCAGCCCGUCCACUUGCAGCUAAAUGCCACCGAGCGCGACGACGGGCGCAGCUUCUUGUGCGGCGCCAGCCUCCGGGUGGACGGCCACGUUGUGCGCCGCAACAGGAGCGCCCGCCUGCGUGUCCUGUACGGCCCCACGAUUGACCGGGCCACGUGUCCCCAGCACGUGGCGUGGAGAGAAAGGACGACCCACGUCCUGCAUUGCGAGGCUCGCGGCAACCCGGCCCCCCAGCUGCGGUGUUUGCAAGAGGGCUCCAGGCGCGAGGUGCCGGUCGGGGUCCCGUUCUUCGUCCAGUUAAACUACAGUGGCACGUAUCGCUGCCAGGCGGCCAGCCCGCGGGGCACGGACACCCUGGUCGUGGUGGUGGACGUUCAAGGUAUGAACUCCUCGACCGUCAGCAUCGUCCUAGGAGUGCUGGCCACCCUGGGCCUCGUGACGGUCGCAGCGGCCUCCCUGCACGUCUUCGGGGUGCAGAAACGGAGCGGAAGCUACCCGGUGAAGCAGCCGGGCCCCUCGCUGCCCCUCCAGGCCAUGCAGCCCGAGGAAGGGGAUGGCGGACAGCCGUCCUGA